Molecule: messenger RNA, 4550 nt
Organism: Trichomycterus rosablanca
Lineage: Eukaryota; Metazoa; Chordata; Actinopteri; Siluriformes; Trichomycteridae
Product: death-associated protein kinase 2
Exons: 12
Coding region: 187-1272 (361 amino acids)
Biological process (GO): positive regulation of apoptotic process; protein phosphorylation; intracellular signal transduction
Cellular component (GO): nucleus; cytoplasm
Molecular function (GO): protein serine/threonine kinase activity; ATP binding
Source: RefSeq, a predicted model, not a curated record
GAUCCAGCACGAAGAGUACGCGCAGCAGUAACAAGAACAUACUGAACACUGGUGACGGGUCUACAUGAAGACUGAACAGACACGGAUUCAAAACCCCUCUCAUAGUACACAGACCAAGCACUCCAAAAAUGCUGUAGGGCUGUGAUCUCUGAAGUCUGAGAACAGAAACAAAGGAGGAAAGGCAUCAUGGCUGUUUUUAAGUUGGAAAAUGUCGAAGACUUAUAUGUAAUUGGAGAGGUACUGGGCAGUGGUCAUUUCGGACAGGUGCGUGAGGUGCGCGAGCGGGCCACAGACACGUUAUGGGCAGGUAAGUUUAUGAAGCUGCGCCGUGGAGCGGGGAGCCGUCUCGGCCUGGAGAGGAAAAGCGUGGAGAAAGAGGUGGAGAUUCUACAGAGCCUCCAACAUCAGAACGUCAUGGCUUUGAGAGAUGUGUUCGAGAGCAAGGCGGAGGUGGUCCUCAUCGUAGAGCUUAUUCGAGGAGGUGAGCUGUUUGACUUCAUUGCUGAGAAAGAAAGCCUGACAGAGACAGAUGCCAUAGAUUUUCUGAAGCAGAUUCUAGAGGGAGUGCGCUACAUGCACGACAAACAUGUCGGCCACUUCGACCUAAAGCCAGAGAACAUCAUGCUGUCAAAUAAGCGAGUCCCCGACCCCGACAUUAAGAUAAUUGAUUUUGGCAUGGCUCACUGCUUCAUACAGGGAGAGGAGUACAGAAGUAUGGGUGGCACCCCACAGUACAUCGCCCCUGAGAUCAUCAACUUUGAACCUCUUGGCACAGCUGCAGACAUGUGGAGUGUUGGCGUUAUCACCUACAUCCUGCUGAGCGGUCUGUCUCCGUUCCAAGGAGAGACAGAUGAAGAGACACUAAAGAACAUUGUAGCGUUGAAGUAUGAAUUUGUGCCGCACUUCUUCAGUCAAACCAGCAGUAUGGCCAAAGACUUCAUCCAGAAACUUCUGGUCAAAGAUCAAAGUGAGAGAAUGACUGCGGACGAAUGCCUGAUACACCCUUGGAUCAAGCCUCUUAACAGGACACAGAUAGCUAAGAGGAAUCGCUCAUCCAUCAACAUGAAGAACUUUAAGAUGUUUAAUGCUAAGAGAAAGUGGAAGAUGUCCUAUAACAUGGUGUCGGCCUGCAACAGGCUGUGCAAGCUUAAGCUAGUCUGUAAUACCAAACUUUUGGAAACACAAAACCUGAGGGAGUGUGAGAGUGACCAAGAGGACACAGAAACGAAAACAGCCUCCCUACUGCGUCGGCGACUCAGCAACAGUUCCUAGAACCACCCGAAAAAGAGUGACACAACACUACAGCCCUCGUGCAUUUAUCUGCCGAUAAAGCCACCCGCAGUCUUUAUAUACCAGAGACACCAGAAAGUCCACACCUUAAGCAGGAGAUUACUUAAAAAUUUUGGCCAAAACCACAUGGGUUGUUUUAUUACACAUAUUAAUAUGCAUGUUAAUCACAGAUUGCUACCUCGGAAAAUCUAAAUGAAGGCACUUGAGCAUGAAUUGCCAUAACCAUGCUAUAACCUCAAAAAACCUAAGCUUACUAGUCUUACUAUCAGUAAAAAAAAAAGUCACAUAAAUGAUAGACCAACAUGCUUUAGACAGACUCGCAAUUCAAAAAAACUGUUCUUGCCUAUCGCAGCGUGGCGAAGUGAAAUCUGUGAUUAGCUCAUCUUUCUAAACUUGGUAUUGAUGUUAAAAAGGCUGAACAGUACUUCUCUGGUUCUUUCUGUUACAAAUAAUGCUGGAAAAACUGCAAAGUAGAAUAACACAAAUAAUUAGAUCUAAGCAAGUUUAUUGUCCAAUUGAGAAAACAGCUCCUCAAAAUCACAAUCAUUCCUUAAACAAGGACUCCAACUUCAACUGUAAUUAUAAAAAUAAUAAUAUAUAAUAAAAUAUGUAGUAAAAAACGCUAGCACACCAGAGCUGGGAUUUCAAAUACAUCAUAUCGAAUCUCAGCUCUGCCAUCCAGCUGGGCUGGGCGGCUAUAUGAACGUCUGCACAGAGUAGAGAAAUAAUGCUGAUCAGCGUGUGGCUCUCCGUGCACAAGGCUGAUCUGCAUAUGAACACGCCCCGUGCAGGUGAAAAGAUGCAGUCGGGUACUGCACACGUUUUGGAGGGAGUGUGUGUCAGUUCGCUCUCUUCAAUUGGUGUGGGGGUCAGCACCAGUAGAGAGGAAGCAUAACGCAAUUGGGUAGAAAUUGGACGUGCUAAAAAAUUGGGAAUAAAAGGGAGAAAAUGCAUUAAAAAAAUUAUAAUAAUAAGAAUGAGAUAUACAUCCCAAGCCAAAUUCAAAUUAUAAAUGAAAACUUCAACACAAACUAAAAGUGAAUAAAAUUACAGAUUAUAUAAUGAAUUUACAUAAAGAUUGUACACACGUUUGUAUUUUGUAUUCUCCCACAUUGCUAUAUACCUACAAUCAGCACAUAAAUGAAUACAGAUAUUAAAAAAUUUAAAAUCAGAAUGCAGGGUCACAAAUAAAUACAUUUAAACUAACCAAGCAAGCAAACAGAAGCUUAAAAAUGUGACAAUAUAAUAAUUCCAGUUCCUAUUAGGGAUGUAACGAUACACUCUACCCACGAUGCGAUGCCAUUCACGAUACUGGGUUCACGAUACGAUUUUCCCCCGAUUUUUUUAAAACUAAAAUUGAAGACAAAUUAUGACAAAGUUUCCUUUUAUUAUUUCUCUUAAAAAAAGAAAAUUUGUGAUUAUCUUUUAUUAAUCUAAAUAAUGAACGCCCUUUUAUUUCUGAGGUAGGUACAAACUAUGCAAAACAAUUUUGAAUUAAGCCCAAUUUGGCUGAAAAACCCCAAAUUUGGCAAUCAGGCGUAUAUCGCCUGUAACGUCAACCAGGUGAGGUGUAUAGCGCCAGUGCCCUCUGCUGUUUAAAGUGAAUAUCGAUUCAUUUUACAUGUCAAUUCGAUUUGAAUUGUGGUAUUUUUGAAUCAGUUAUUAACUGUAUUGUGGUGCAUCGUUACAUCCCUAGUUCCUAUACACUCUUUGUCAAUGUCUCAUUAUCAGCAUAACUACAUUUGCACCUUCAUUUCAUCAUUAAAGAUUUAUGGACGAAUUCUGAAGUGCACACUGCAAAGAAUGUCUCUAACUUGUUCAUCCCUACAUCCCACUACAAAAAAGAUUUAUGACAGCAUUUUUAAGAAUUCAGUUUAAACAUUAUGGAGAGUUUGGCUCUAGUCCCUUUAAACUUGUUAUUAAUAAAGAUUAAUAUGGACAGUCUGGAAAUAUAUUUACUGAUAGUAACAGUGAAUUAUCAAGCUGGAAUAUUUAAAUGUAAGAACUUGAGUGAAUUUAUCCAGGAAUGGAAUGUUCACAAACUGCGUGCCUUUACUGACAUAAAUAAUGAACAGAUUCCUGACCUCUGAACACUCAGCUGAUAGCACACUCUGGAUCUGUACCAUUACUUCCUAUUAAAUGUGUUACUGACUCAAAACCAGUUCCAGCUGUUGGUGCACACUGGAGAUGAACACUAUGUUUAUGCUUUUUUUUUUAGGGUGGGUAGAGUGUGAAAGGAUCGAUGGAACAAAUUUUUGUUCCAGAUUGGAAUUAGGAAGGAGCUAAAUCUGAGGUUUAUGUUGUAUCCAUGUUAAGUGUUUCACUGUUCAGCUGCUUCUCUUGUAUUUCAGAGAUUAACUGAUGGGCUAAAAAGCGGGUGGGUAAAAUGUUUAUGUGAUUGCAAUGCAUGCUGAUAAAGUAAGGCUGGAGUAGCCAUUUAACAGAUACCUGGGAGUCUUUGGCUCAUGUUUCUCUGGGUUUUUAAUUAAAAUUGGCUUUAGUGAUAAAUAAUGACACUUUUUAAAAGCUCUUACACUGUACUACAUUUUAUAUGUUUAGAAAAAAAUAGUUAAAAGUGAUGGUUUGCCUUAAAACACAGUGUAAGUGUUUAAUGAAUGGCAGACUUUACAAGUUGGACUUGUUUAAUAUGCAAUGUUUAUUAGGAAAAGUCUUCCAUUUACAGCAACAAUAAAAAAACAAUACAUUGCAUUCAGCAACAUCUCUGUGUUUUGGGUUCAUAUUAUAUACCUAACUCAGUUUGUCUUUUAUUGUUUUUUAAGGAACCUUGAAUAACUAAAUGGAGCUGUGAUUUAAAGCAUUUUAACUUGAUAGAAUUGAUAAGAGUUUGUAUAUACCAUUAUUUAGGAACAUUGAGUUGUGUUGAAUAGUUUGGGCCAGUGAUAGCUCAGUGGUUAAGGUACUGGACUAGUAAACAGAAGGUUGUCGGUUCAAGCCCCACCACCACCAAGUUGCCACUGUUGGGUCCCUGAGCAAGGCCCUUAACCCUCAAUUGCUCAUUGUGUCAGUCGCUUUGGAUAAAAGCGUCUGCUAAAUGCUGAAAAUGUAAAAUGUUUUUUUAUUUAAAAUACAUUCAUUUAUAUUCUUUCAAAGAUACAAUACCAUAUUUUCUGUGAUGCAAUAACAUGUUUCCUGUAAAAUGUUGCCCUUAAUGUAACAGAUUUGCAUUGUAAUAUUAAUAAAAUAGUUUUGUUUUACAGUCAUUUGCAUGUGAAAAGUAAAAAAAAACAUUUUUGGUUUAA